This is a messenger RNA of Protopolystoma xenopodis, 333 nucleotides long. Lineage: Eukaryota; Metazoa; Platyhelminthes; Monogenea; Polystomatidea; Polystomatidae. The record is from the annotation of a GenBank genome assembly.
AUGGAUGACUUCCAUAUGGAUAAUUGGAGGCCAUCUGUCGAGAGCUCCACUUUUGGAGGCGGAUUGCCAAGCACAACUCAGAUGAUGGCGCAAAUGGAGCGGCGUAUGGCCAAAAUGCGCGAGGAGAUGAAUUCCAUGUCUCUCUUUGGCGGCCGUGAGGGGAGGAGUCUACUCUCCGGUGAUGACAUGGGCACCGGUUUUCCUAGCCUGAGCAGCGACGGUAUGCUUAGUAAAGGAAGUGGGGGAGGCACGGGCAGCAACAUAAUGUCUUCGUCCACAUCGCGUUCUUCUAGAUUCUCCUCUAGCACUGUCGCCAAUGUUCCAGUUUACUAA